Molecule: messenger RNA, 810 nt
Organism: Dovyalis caffra
Lineage: Eukaryota; Viridiplantae; Streptophyta; Magnoliopsida; Malpighiales; Salicaceae
Source: the annotation of a GenBank genome assembly
AUGGCCUCUGUUAUCGAAUCUGGCUGGCUGUAUUUGAUUACGCAUUUCAGCGAUUUUCAAUUGGCAUGUCUUGGAAGUUUCUUUCUUCAUGAAAGCGUCUUCUUCUUGUCUGGACUUCCUUUCAUUUAUCUUGAAAGGGCUGGAUGGCUGAAAAAGUACAAAAUUCAGAUGAAAAACAAUACUCCUGCAGCUCAGGAGAAAUGUAUUAUUCGCCUACUCUUGUAUCAUUUUGGAGUUAAUCUACCAGUUAUGCUAGCCUCCUAUCCUGUCUUCAGACACAUGGGCAUGCAAAGUAGUCUUCCAUUCCCGUCCUGGAAAGUAAUUCUAACGCAGAUAGCAUUCUACUUCAUCCUGGAAGAUUUCGUAUUCUACUGGGGACAUCGGAUUUUACAUACAAAAUGGCUGUACAAGCAUGUGCACAGUAUCCAUCAUGAAUAUGCUACUCCAUUUGGAUUAACUUCCGAAUAUGCUCAUCCUGCUGAGAUACUGUUCCUUGGCUUUGCUACCAUCAUUGGUCCUGCCAUCACUGGGCCCCAUCUGCUAACUUUGUGGUUAUGGAUGGUACUAAGGGUCCUGGAGACAGUCGAAGCACAUUGUGGUUAUCAUUUCCCGUGGAGCCUCUCCAAUUUUUUACCUUUGUAUGGAGGUGCUGAUUUUCAUGACUACCAUCACCGCUUGCUGUAUACUAAAUCUGGAAACUACUCAUCUACUUUCACCUACAUGGACUGGGUAUUUGGUACUGACAAAGGCUAUAGAAAGUUGCAACAAUUGAAGAAUGCUGGGGUGGAAAAUGGUGGCAAGCAAAUGUAA